ACGGAGGAAGGGUGCACGCCGCCCGCUCCUGCCACCCUUUUGACUACCUAGUGAGACAGAGACCAAGGGAGGGAGCCCGCGCACACGCACACAGGGAGAGGAAGAGUACCUGGAGGCUGCGAGGAGGGACGGAGGAAGAGGAGAGAUAAAGGGAGAGACGGAAAGACAGUUUUGAGAGUAACCUGGUAACCUAAUCAUUACUAGGUCAAAAUUAUUCUUCCGUUUACAACCAAAUCCUCUUCCUGGUCCUCCUGAUCCUCCUUCAACGCCUCCUGCAAGGUUGGAUCCCCUUAGUAAGAGGAUCAGAUCUUCCUCUCCCGCCCUGAGCAGUGUCCUUGAGUCCUUCACCGCCUCGCCCUCCUUCCCGUAUCCUGUGUGCGUGGCAUCAUGGUGGACGCCCGCCCCCUGCCCCCGUCUUCCCCCCGCGGCCCCCUCUGUGCCCCCACUCUGCUACUGACACGCACACACACUCACUAACCCCACUAAUGUACGUGUAAGACUUAUAUACAUAACAUUCACACAGACUUACAGACGCACAUACACACACACGGCUCCCUUCCACCCCUCCCACCCACCGUCCCCUCCGACAUCCCCCCCUCCAAGACUGAACUGAAGCACUGAACGUCUACUGAAGCCUUGAACUGAAGCUUUGGUAUGGGCGGCCCCCUUCUCGUCCUCUCGCUGCACUCCCUCAGCUGAAACAAUGGUGAGGUGGGUGGCCGUUGUGGUGGCGUGGGCGUGCGUGGGCGUGCAGGAGGCCAUCGGGGCGUGCACUGUGGCUGAGUUCCCGUGCAAAAAUAGACAGUGCGUGCGUCUGGACCGCUACUGUGACGGCACGCAGAACUGUGACGAUGGGAGUGACGAGCCGCCCAGCUGUACACCCUGCAAUCGGACUUACUACGGCAGGAUUGGGUCAACCUACACGCUGCAGGUUCACAAGCCCCAUGAGACUAGCCUGCCACACUUCUGCCAGUUGACCUUCAUGGCAUCAGGAGAGCUGUACAGUGACUUGGUUCAGCUUAGCAUUGAGAAGUUCAGCGUUGGGAGGUUCCUGUCACACACCAAGGAGGGCUGCCCGGACGGCCACAUGCAGAUUGAGGAGCUAAGCCGCCCCCAGAACAGCGGGUUCUGGUGCGGCACAUCCUGGGGCCACAACGUGUACUACUCGGAGACCGCCGCCGUCACGCUCAUGCUGCGGGUUUUCAACCUGACCAAGGUGCCGCAGGACCGAGGCAACCCGGCUUCCUUCCAGCCUCAGGACACCGUCAUGCUGCGCCUCUCCUACCGCUUCCUGCGCAAGGAGCGUGCCGUGCUGCGCUACGGGCCGCCUUACAAGCCCAGCUACCGUGGCGAGGACCUGCCCAACUCCUUCUGCGACAAGUACUUCGAGAAUUGCGACAAGCAGAACUGCAAGAUCCAGUCCCCGAACUUCCCCGGCAUGUACCCGCGCAACCUAACCUGCUACUACCGCGUGCGCCAGACGCGCGUGCCGGAAGGCAAGGUGGCGCUAGUUUCCGUGCUGCAGCGCAACCCGCACCUCAUCUACAUCAAGGACCGCAACGCGCCGCACCUUUCCCGCGAGCAGCGCCUGGAGGUGGGCACGGCCUGCCACGAGAUUCACGACUACCUGGUGGCCUAUGACGGCAACACGACCCGCACACCCGUGCUGGCCAAGGUGUGCAAGGGCGGCACGCCGCUGUCACGCAUCACGGCCAGCGGCCCUGACCUGCUGCUGCUGUUCCACGCCUCGCCCUACGACUUUCCCUUCCAGGACUCGCCGCGCCGCCACAUCUUUGGCUUCGAGCUGGACGUGGAGGUGGAGUUCGUGGACAAGGAGAGCACGGCAUACGUGCGGCGCGGCGGCCAGUGCAACUACGAGGCCACGAGCAUGGGCCAGCGCAGCGGCUACGUCCAGGCAGCGGCGCACUCCUUGCUAGCCAACACCACGUGCACGUGGCGCCUGCGCGCUGGCACUGCCGAGGUGGUGUGGCUGUACUUCCUGCACUACCGUCACGUGCAGCACCCCGAGAUGCCACGCCCCGCCCACUGCCCCAACACUCUCACCAUCUACAACGGCCCCGAGCCCGUGCACGGUGCGCCCGUCAACGACUCCUUGCUGCUGGGCCAGUUCUGCAAGCCGGAGAAGCUGCCGCGCGUGUGUGGCGGAGUGCACGCCCCCGGGCCCUACUCUGCGCCCUGCGCACCCCACGAUAGCUACGUAUCCUCGUUGCCCGGCAUGACGCUGUCGCUGCGCUACGCCGCAGGCACCACGCCCGCUCACGUGGAAUUUCUGGCGCGCUACGAGUUCGUGGACACCCGCCAGUGGGGUGACCCUGCCAGUGGGGGCGGCCCCUGCGACAGGGUGUUCACCGUGCGGCCUGACCGCCUGUUCGCCUCACCGCGCGACGUGUUUCUUUUUGGGCGCGGCGGGUCGCGGCGCCUGCGGUGCGUGUACACCUUCGAGGUGGGCCCACAGCAGCGCGUGUCACUACGCCUGCUGCGUGCCAGGAUGGGCCCCGCCUGCACCACGCUGUACCACAACGCCUCGCGGCGCCACGAGUGCUCCCACGGCGGCGCAGCGGGCCAGCCAUCCAUCACACUGGUGGAGGAGCCCUGGCCUGGCGUGCCCCUGCAGCGGGCAUGUCUGUGUAACGUGUCCCACGGGAGACCCUUCAGCCUGUUGUCCUACACGCGGCGCCUCACACUCACCUUCACCGUGCCGGACAUGACUCCCGCUGAUGACUACAACCACUUCUUCUUCGAGGGCGAGUACUCGGUGGUGCCCGAGCCACCUGAGGUGGCGCGCCGCUGCAACCAGACAGCGCGCCUCCUGCACGGCGCCUUCGGCAACUUUACUGUGGGCGCGGGGCGCGGUGACCUGUGUGCCGGCCUGCCGCGCCUCAUCCGUGCCGUGGACGCUUCCUUUCUGUUCAUGCGAGUGCGCGGCUUCGCGGCCGUCGGGGACAACUGCCGCGUGGCGUCGCGCAUCAACGUGUUCGCUGCGGGCGGCGUGGCGCCCCUGGCCUCGGUGUGUCCGGAGCGCCGUGACGUAUUCACCAACAUCUUCAGCAGCGGCUGGGACCAGUUUGACUUCCGCUUCCAGGACGAGGACCUGCUGUGGGGCAACAUGACGGGCCUCGCCGCACCCGCCACGCCGACCACUGCCGCCACCACUGCCGCCACGCUGGGCGACCACGGCGACCAUGGCCUGUCAUCCACCCUCUCCUCCACCACCACCACCACCACGACCACCACAACCACUACUACCACCACCACCACCACCACCACCACCACCACCACUAUGGUCCCCAUCCUGCACGGCGUGGCCUCCUCCCUGCCAGGGCCUACCGAAGCGGCACCGCGCCUGGAGUCCCGCGACCUUUUGGUGGAGUACGUGGGGAACUACUCCGGCAACUUCCUGGUGACGUGGGUGUCGCUGUGGCGGCCGCUGCGUGCCGAGGCGUUGGUGUCCGUGGCGGCGGAUCCCUGCCCGCACGGCUGCUAUGACAUCGGCGCUUGUCUGCCGCAGGAGCUGUGGUGUGACGGCAUUCAACACUGCCCCACCGGCCAGGAUGAGGGCCCCACGGCGUGCGGCCUGCUGGCGGCGCUGCCAUGGGUGUACCUGAUCGCCGCCGCCGUGCUGAUGCUGUCGUUGGUGGCACUGUUCGUGGCCGUGCUGGCACACAAGCGCCAGGUACGCACGCAGAAGGUGGUGGCGGAUGCGGCGGCGCUGGCCCUCAACAACGGCACCAGCCUCAAGGGCGGCACCGACCUGCUGGUGCCGCCCUCGGACACCUGGUGACAGCGCGCCCCCGCCGGCGGCGACGACCUGGUCUGCGUGGACUACGAGACCACGGUGUAGCCGCGGCGGGGACCCACACCGCCACCACCACUACCACCACCACUACCACUACCACCACUGCUCUGUGUGUACGUGUGCGUGUGUGUACGUGUGUGUACGUGUGUGUACCACCGUGUUGCUGUACGUACGUCUGUCUGUGUGUGUUGAUGUGAAUAUGUACAAAGCUGUUAUAGGUGUACAUUAUAUAGACAAGGAGGGAGUGAGGGUGUGGGGGUGCACGCCCCCACACCCUCACUCCCCUUCCCGGACGCCCACACCCCCCUUCCCCCAAUCUGACCCCGAAAAAACCCAUUAGUAGACGGUAAACACAGGCGCCCCACUCCAGCCCCCCACCAGCCCCCGGGCCCCCCUACCUGAACGAACAUAGAUCAAAUAUUGUAAUCAUUUCUGGUGAUAUAAAAAAUACUCUAUUCUGUUAAGUUUUAAGUGUGUGUGUGUGUGUGUGUGUGUGUGUGUGUGUGUGUGUGUGUGUGUGUGUGUGUGUGUGUGUGUGUGUGUGU
This is a messenger RNA of Portunus trituberculatus (swimming crab), 4362 nucleotides long. RefSeq lists its product as uncharacterized. The transcript has 4 exons. The record is from RefSeq and is a predicted model, not a curated record. NCBI's taxonomy places the organism in Eukaryota, Metazoa, Arthropoda, Malacostraca, Decapoda, Portunidae. Bases 704 to 3802 code for a protein of 1032 amino acids. Gene Ontology annotation, cellular component: plasma membrane. Gene Ontology annotation, molecular function: protein binding.